AUGAAAAUAGCAUGUCAUCGAUAUAAUACACCAUAUUUUCGUUUUUAUCCUGCGUUAGAUGAAACGGUGAGAAUGAAUAUAGGUACAGAAAGCGAUUUAAACCAGUUAAUUGAAUUAACAACUGACUAUAUGAAUACUGAUUCCGUUCAAGCAGAUAUUAACAAAUUAGCUGAAUUAAUUAAACACAGAGUAAAUGAACAAGAGACAGAAUGUUAUUUGCCACUUGAAGUUGUCAUCUGA
This is a messenger RNA of Didymodactylos carnosus, 240 nucleotides long. The record is from the annotation of a GenBank genome assembly. NCBI's taxonomy places the organism in Eukaryota, Metazoa, Rotifera, Eurotatoria, Philodinida, Philodinidae.